CGUCCUUGCCAGCUCACCGCCGUGUUCUCUCUUCUCGCGGGAAGUGGGAGGGGAGGGGGAAGAUCGUCCCCCACCACCGCGCUUUGCCUUACCGUCGACUCUCCCCACUCCUCGUCCAUCCCCACCACUUGGCGCGCUAUGUAAGAGCCCGCACAUGUUACCCCGCGUUCCAGUCUCGCAGCGGCACUCGCGAGCAUCGUUUUAUACGCAUCGAAACGUGGUUACGGAUUGCAGGAAGGGGACGAUAAAGCGCGUUCUCUCUCUCUCUCCCCUUCUCAUACACGGAUACAAACUACCUAUACGGACUUCGUUAUUACACACAGGUAUACGAGUCGGGAGGACGGUGUGUACGUACGCGUGCGCGCGAGGAGUUCUUUUCAGUGCUUCGCUCGGAGGCCCGACACAAUCUCAGUCGCGCAACAACCGCCUCGCGAAGGUCGAAGAGCAGUUAAUCGAGGGAGCGACGAUAGGACACGAGAGAGAGAGAGAGAGUGAAAAGAAAGGGAGCAAUCCGUCACCGUUUCUACCCCAUUUCCACGUGUAUCGGCAAUCUUUUCUUUUUUUACUUUUAUAUAUACGUACAUCGUGCAAUUUUGUGGAAUCUUGUCUCGAGUGAAGUACUUACUUUACCCCGCUUCAGAUUGAUCUGUUACUUUCUACCCUCCUCAUCGCGCGCGAGUGUUGAGUGAAAGAGGAAGAAAUUUCGUUCCCAAGGACCAUUGCAGUGUGGUGGAUAAAUCGCAGAGCGUGACGUCGAUCAUCGGGAGCAGUGCGAGAGAAACGGACACAUCCUGAGAUAUUCGCGACUACUGUGACUCGCAUGACGACAGUCGGCGCGCGGUGAAAAAUCAACGGUCAUCACAUCCGGCAGCUCCGUUAGUCGGGCACACGUGUAUAUAACACUCCAACUCCAUCUCCGGAACAAUUCCCCGCCGGUGGCAAGACGGCCGAUCGUGUGGACGUCCUCGGUGCUAUCCCGGUGCGAGAGACGACAACAGCCCAAAGAUUCUUCCACCAAAGGCCAAGAUGCAUAUCGAGGUGCAGGUGGCGCUUAACUUCGUGAUAUCGUAUCUCUACAACAAACUGCCGCGCAGACGGGUCAACAUCUUCGGCGAGGAGCUCGAGAAGGCGCUCAAGGACAAGUUCAAGGGCCAUUGGUAUCCGGAGAAACCGUUCAAGGGCUCGGCAUUCAGGUGCCUGAAAACUGGCGAUCCGGUCGACCCGGUGCUGGAGCGCGCUGCGAAGGAGAGCGGCGUGCCGAUCCAGGACAUCCUGGAGAACCUGCCGGCUGAACUCGCUGUCUGGGUUGAUCCCGGCGAAGUGAGCUAUCGAAUCGGCGAGUUGAACGCCGUGAAGAUCCUGUACUCGGAGACUGGCGACCCGCACGACGAAACCUCGGCCGAUCGCGAGGUCACUAAGACUUUCAAUCCGGAAGCGCAGUGCUUCAGGCCGAUCGAGGCCGUCAGCACGUCCCUGAGCGGUCUCAGCCUCAGCCCCAAGUCCACCUCGCCGUUCUCGAGCUCACUCGGCAGUAACACCAGCAACGGCUCGUCCAACAAUCAGCAGAACGGCCACGGGUCCGGCUCCUCGUCGGCACCCUCGCCCACGCCCAUCACCAGCUCCUUUAAGGGCUCGCCCAGCCCCGUGCCGGCCUUCAUCCCGCGUACCACCGCCCCGCUUACCUUCACCACCGCCACCUUUGCCCAGACCAAGUUUGGCAGUACCAAGCUUAAAACUAGCAGCAAACGCGCCAAUAGGAUGUCGCCCACCGAGUUCUCAAACUAUAUAAAGCAGCGCGCAGCGAUGCAGCAGCAGAUCCACCAUCACCACCACCAUCAGCAGCAACAGCAGCAGCAGCACCAGCAGCCACCGCAGCAGCAGCCACCGCAGCAGCAGCAGCAGCAGCAACAGGUGACCGCGGCCGGUGCAGCAGGUCUGCCGGUCUCGCAGAGUUCGCCGCGUAGUCGCAGUCUAUCGCCCGGUAGCAUAGUCGCCGCGGCGGGUGCCGCGCAACAGCACACGGACCCGAGUGCGUACUUCUUCCAACACGGCCCGGCCGCAGCAGCGGCGGCGGCGGCGUAUCACGCGCAGUUCCCUCAUCGCAACAUCUUCGACUCGUCGAACCACGGCGGCUAUCUGCCGGCCGAUCUCUAUGCCGGUGCCAAAUUCCCAUCGUCGUAUCUCGACCCGACCGCGCUCGCCGGCCAUCAAUUUUACGGCGGCGGCAUGAACGGAACGGGCGCCACCGGCACCGGCGGCAGCGUGAACGGCGCGGGUACAGGCGCUGCCGGCACUCAGAGCGCUGGCAGCGGUAACCUUGGCCCAAUCGGCUCCGCGACGACUAACGCCGGCGCGGCAGCGGCAGCGCAACAGCAACAGGACAAGAGCGCCCUGGUCGAGGGCCUCAACAACUUCGGCCUCGGCUCGGUCGCGCCCUAUCCGGCCAAUCAGUAUCAGCAUCUGCUCGUGGCCAACUAAUACCUCGCCGCGCGUGCUCAUCAAACCAUCAAUGUCGGCAAUGCUGCCGCGGUGGGUCGCCGACAGCAGCGGCGUCCCGACGCGCGCGGUCCCGCCUUCGUCAUCGGUGCCGCUGGUCCGACAGCGGGCAGGAAGGAGAACGGGAGGCCGUUGUCUCCGAGGUUCCGUCGUCGAGACGGCGUCCAGAGUCCGGCUUCCGUACCUUGAUAACUGGAGUCUGUCCCAGACUCUGUAUCUCUCUUCCCGGAUCGCGCCAGCAAAUGGUCGACAAGAUUCCAUCUAUCUUCUCCCGCGAUUCUCAUCCAGACGCUUUCUCAGGAUGCUCUUUCAUUCGAUUUUUCUCAAUACAAGGAACUACUUUGUACACGUAUACACAUUGUAGGUAGUUAUCGACGACCGGAGGAGAGAUAGAGAGGAAGAGAGAGCGGCCGUUUGGGCGAUCGACACCGAUGACGAUUACGGCAGCGAUCGAGGCGAGGAAAGAAGGUGCGAUUGGACGGAGAGCGUGUGCGUGUAGAGCCUGAUUCCGAGAUGUACGUCUGAUUGCGAGGUAGCGUAUGCGUGGAAAACGUCUUAGGCGUGGAGGAGAGAAGAGGAGGAAAAGGAGAAAGGAAAUGGUUAAAAACGACUAACGAGAGCGUGUAUAUGUGUUAAAGUUGAAACAUCCGAUAAAGACUUGAUUGCAAUGCGACGGCGCGAGGCGCUCGUUGGACGAUUGCCGCAUCAUGCCGUGUAACUACUGUACACAACACUCACACACAUACACACACACACACACACACAAACGCAAAGAUAUACGCAUAUAUAUAUACGGCACACCGGCAAACGUUUGAACGACACGCCGACAUCUGGGAUAGUAAAGACGCACUCGACGCGUUACACAUAGAGAUACACACGACACGUAAACAUACCAUUAUAUAUGCAUAUGCAGAUGUAUACAUACCGAUCUUCCCUUAAAACGAUCCUAUACAUACGAUACGAACCCACACGGGCAUACUAUGUAGAUCACCAUACGUCACACGCGAGACACAUACGUAUUGAGGAAAAAGAGAAAAGAGAAAUUACAUAUAUACGCGAACACUAACCCACACACAGAUAUUACCAAUGUGUAAUAAUUUAUUUUUUCACUGGUAUAUAGUCGGAAAGAAUUGAAUAAUGAAUAUAUCUGUAGAGCCUAUGUAUUAUAUUCAAGAUAUGCACACUCACUCUUCACGGGUUCUCGCGAAACGGUGUAGGAACUACAACAACACUUGUCCCCGACUCGUGUCGAGCGAACCAUCGCCGAGAUUAGAUCGAUUUAAGGCAAAGGUGUCUUCCAAGCUUUCUCCACUUCGAGACGUCGCUUGCGUUUCGCGCAGACCGAAUGGAUAAUGCAUUCCGGGUUGCAACGCGGAAGCUAUUCAGGCACUAAAUACGUAAAGCGCGCGUCUGUAAACGAAUCUGAAGAUGGGAUCGCGGGUAGCUUCCCCGCGUAGAAUCUUCGAAUAGAGAGAAAGGAAGAACCUAGAUAAAAUAAAUAACGGCUUGUUCAUUCGCACGAGACGGUACAGUAGCAUGAAGAGGAACAACAUGAUCGAGAUGAAGGAUCGAACCUUCCACGAGUAUAAUGAUAGCGUAGGGAAAGAGAGAGCUGCUCGCAGUUUUAUACCGUUCGGAAAACUCGUCCUCGGUACGAUUUUACAUUUUAUUUUUAUAAUAAAUGCAGUAGAAUGUAGGAGAGAAAACGAGAGAGAAAGAGAGAGAGCAAGAGAGUGUGUGGCGAGUGAUGUGCAGUAGGAGAAAGAAGAAGAGGAGCAAAGGAAGAAGUAGAAAAAGAGCCAGCCGGUGUGUUCGCAAGGGACGUUGAGUGGCCUCGUUGCCGGUCCUCGCCCGCCCCAGAAAAACCAUCGGGAAUCGAUUUCCUUUCGAGAUAUUGCCUUUCGAUUUGACAUCCGGAGUCGAUGACCCUCCAAGCUGUCAGAGAAAACCUCUUCGAAUCGUUAAACCACGGCCCCUUUGCCGUUAUGUGUUUGAACGAAUCCGGAAGUUCCCUCUCAUUAUUAUUUUAUAUAAUCGUUGUAGAGAGUACUCUAUUUAUAUAAAUAAUUAUUCAUAGACGAACAAGAAACGUAAUUUGUUGGUCAAAAUAAAUUACUUCAAAUACGAUAAUUAAAAAAAACGAUUCGAAGUUUAGCAGCAAAGUUGAUUCCUCGUUCCUGGCAGCGUCCUUUUAAUCAAACUGAACGCAGUCACCCGCUGAGCUUUACGGUGCUAAAAACAAAAGAAUCAAGUACAAAGAUAGUGCGAAAAAGAGAGCCAAUCCAAAAGAAGAAUGAUCGUGCGGGCGGGCGGGAGACAAUCUUGCGAGAGCAACGAGUUGUCACUUAGCGUUCACGAAAUUAAUUAGGUGAUUACGUAAUUAAAAGGCCGCACGUUAUUGUCGACGAGCUCGUCUGAUCGCGAGAAUCGCAUCGAAAUUCGAUCGUCUCUGCAUUUCAAUUAUGGCGUUAAACAAUUAUUUCAUUUAUUAUAAAAUUUUUUUUUAAAAUCUGCUCCAAUAUUCUUGUUGCAAAUGAGUCUAGCAGCUUAAUUUUUAAUUCGAUCACGAUUGAUUUUUACUACAAAAUAUUCAUUUUAAAACGUCAUCAGAGUUUCACUGUUAGCUUUUGAUAUAAAAAAAAAACACGAUUCCACCCUCAAAUGAUAUUUUGCAAUGAAAAUUCCUUUUUUACUUGAUCGAAACCGUCUUCCUUUUUAAACUCGUCUGUACAAAAGAUAAUUAUGGGUCGUGUUUUGACCACUAGCUCCAUAUAUUCCAUCCAGUUUCGAGAUCGUGUCUCGAAUCAAUAAUGGAACUAAUAAAGUUACUUUAUAAUCCCCACAAGAUAAUAAUAAUAAUAAUAAUUAAUAAUAAUAGUAAUAAUAACGCUCGGUGUAUAUGUGAUUUGAGAAACUUGAUUCAGCGGGAGUUUCGCGGAUGUUGGCGAGAUGGAUUUUCCACUGUCUGCGAGAACCAUGCGCUUAAUUUCUUGCGAUAAUCGCGAUUGACGGUCUUGCUGAUAAGAGCCGACAUUAACGGCGGCGGAGGUGCCGCGAGCCGCGGGCCGCGCGCACUAGGUGCUAAAAGUAUUCAAAAGUGUUUAAUCCUGUGGUCGUGGGACAUAAUGCGAGGAGAACGGGCCCGAGGGGAGGGAGGGAAUCCCGGAGAUCGCCGGUCCGAUCCGAUUAGAUAGCGCGUCUCCUCUCCUUAGACUAAUUUCUACGGCAACAUGAUCUCUAGGGACGAAAUGUGUGUGAUUGAGUCGUUCUUUCUUAUGCGCACUUUUGUAUAGAUCUUGUAGCGAAUUAUCCUUAAUCCCCCUAGUUAAUGGACGAUCCUCCCCGCUGCGGCAAUCCAAAAAAUCCUUGUCCUUAGAACGUGUGAUCGCGAAUUUCCCGGAACUGCGUUUCAAAAAAAGAAGAGAAUCGUUUUUUUACAUGGCACCUUGGUCCAAAGCGUAGUUGAACAUAGUUGUAGAUUUGAUAAUCACAAAUACGCUUUAGAAAAAAUGCGGGGAUGGUCGGCGGAUGGUCUCCGGGCGGGCCCGGUGGGUGUGAAACAAGUUUUAACCGCGAAAUUAACUAAGUAGACGUGAGGGUGGACGCUGAUAAAGGACAGAAUCCUUUAGUAAUAUCUAAACUUAAUUGUAACUAUUAACGAUACGUACGACUGUGGUAGCUAUGCUAGUACCUGCUAUUGUUAAAGAGAAAUUGACGAAGAUGCGAGUAAGAUAGAGACGAUGAAUGGAAGGGGAAAAGAGGGGGGAAAAUGUCGCUGGAAAAGAUCGAAUUGCAAUAUGAUAUCUCGGUGCGUAUCGAGAUUACUGAUCGACUCUCGAUUUCUAUAUAAUGAGAAAUUUCUUUAUCGAUAAAUAUUUCUCAGUUUACUUCGUCGAUUUUGUGAGAAUUUGUUAUUACAAAAUUAUUAAAAUUAUUUUUAAAAAAUUAUUAUCUUAUGGAAUACUAAUGUCGAUUUUCCAAGCAAUUAAUCGUAAUGCAAAAAUCGUUUCGAUGAUAUCUGAUGAGUUUAUCUUCUUUUUAGAUGCGCAUUCGAGUAUCAUUGUGAGUCGAGACCAGUUUCGCAACGCGUUCCGUCAACGAAUCUCGUAAACGAUGAUGCCAAGAGAAUUCAUCUUGCGAUGAAAUGGAUCUGAAUCGAAAUUUUUCUCCUACUUUCGAUCUCAAUUUUUAAUCCACCAUCUACUUUGAUACUUUAAAUAGUAUGAUCUCUUCUUUUGAAAUUGUUUAAUCUGUAAUUAUGCCAAACACUUCUUUUUUAAAUAAUUUAAUCUCUUAAUGGGAAACUAUUUGUUGCCUAUUUGAGGUAUAAAGAUAGAAAUCUAACUUCUACAUAAAUUAAAUAUCGAAAUUUUCCAGAAGCCAAAGGAUGAGAAAAUUAAAGAUGAAAAUAGAAAUAAAAUUUCGACUCGGAACACUCCUUGCUUCCGUCGUCCCAUCGCGAUCGAAAGGACGCUGCGUUUAUUCUCGUAAAUUUUCUAACAAUUCGAUUGAUUUCUUGAGCGGCACGGUUUUCUUUCAUUUAUACGACGAAAAUUAAAUCGGGGAGAAAAUUCGUUGGUCUUCGCAUCGCCGGAUUUCGCGCGACUAACUUUGCGGGCGAGAGGAGAUUCCGGGCAUGCGAGAGAAGUUCUUUCUCUCUUCAGGCACGAGAUCGCGAAAGUUUCGACGGCGCACCGUCGCGUUCUGCUGACAUUUCGAGAACAGCCGGACGACGAAGAGGACGGUUGAAAAGAAAUCCGCGCGCGGACGGAAAACUUUAGAAAUCAUCGUGUCCGCGGAAACUUUACAGACUUUAAACGAAUCUCGGGCCUUCGGACUUUUGAACGGCACUUGAAUAACACACGACUUUAUAUGAAAGACGUCGACUUGUAUAGUCGACGUGUACGCGAUUCGAAAAUUUCACGGUCCAGCGAGGGCGACGGAAAGGAAGGAGGGAGGGAGAGACAAAGGCGGAGAAGAUGGACGACGGAGCACAAAGUGCGAAAUUACGGGGAUAGGACACGAGGACGCAGGAGAGAGCAAGAGUGGCAACUCAUAAUGCAAUAAGUCGCGAAUCAAAUGGAUCUCGGGCUUGAGAUGAGAGGCUCAGAUUAGCGAAGAAUCAAACAUGAUGUAUACUCUUCAAAACAAACAAAUAAACAAACAAAAGUGAAACUAAGGGAAUAAAAAAAAAAAAGGAAUAUACUAAAUACAUAGGAAACGCGCGCAAUAAAAUGCGCAAUUGGGCGCGAAUAGAGCAGCGCGAAUCAACAGUGAGAAAGAGAGAGAGAGAGAGAAAGAGAAAAAGAGAAAGUGAGAGAACGAGAGGAAAAAGUUAAGCGAAUCUAUAAUUAAUACUGAUAGAGCAUAUACUAAUUGAGAUACAUAAAAAAAAAAACAUAUAGUAUUAUACGUUUACGAUACGAUUGUAAUGAAUACUUUGUAAGAAAAAAAAAAUUAUACAUAGUUUUUUCCAUACCCCGUAAAAUGGAUGUGACUAAUUCGUUGAAAGGGAAAGUUCAGACAGAAAUCACACAUAUAAGUAAGUGUAUACAUAUACGCGCACACAUACACACAUACAUACACAUACAGGUUCGUUCAAAGUCACUCGGGUAUAUACAAGAGUUUACAAGCAGAAAAAAAAAGAAGUCAGUAAUCUGUCUCUUUAAAGUAUCAUGUGUCUAUAAACUAUAGCGAGAUCGAUAUUGUCUCUUACAUAAAUGGCAAAAAAUAAUACAAAUAACCGUGGUAACGUCGUGUAAAGUAGCGAUAAACAAACACACUCUGCAAUAUAUAUAUAUAUAUAUAUAUAU
Cataglyphis hispanica is the source of this 8309-nucleotide messenger RNA. Its product is annotated as protein Tob1-like. Gene Ontology annotation, biological process: regulation of gene expression. NCBI's taxonomy places the organism in Eukaryota, Metazoa, Arthropoda, Insecta, Hymenoptera, Formicidae. Gene Ontology annotation, cellular component: nucleus; cytoplasm. The coding region runs from base 1027 to 2478 and encodes 483 amino acids. Gene Ontology annotation, molecular function: transcription corepressor activity. The transcript has 3 exons. The record is from RefSeq and is a predicted model, not a curated record.